Molecule: messenger RNA, 744 nt
Organism: Uranotaenia lowii
Lineage: Eukaryota; Metazoa; Arthropoda; Insecta; Diptera; Culicidae
Exons: 1
Coding region: 1-744 (247 amino acids)
Source: RefSeq, a predicted model, not a curated record
AUGGCAUGGUAUCUAGCAACACGAUGUCUGCAGCAAAUAGCCGACGAUGAAGCCCAGAAGUUUCCGAAAGCAGUUCCCGUAGUCAAACAAGGUUUCUACGUUGACGACGUGAUGCGUGGCUUCGAUACAGUGGAGGAAGCAGCUACAACUAUACGAGACAUGUCUCUGAUGCUGAAUUCCGGUGGUUUUGCUCUCUGUAAAUACGCAUCCAAUGUUCCAGAAGUAGUUGAGCAGUUUCCAGCAGAGCUUCGAGAACAGGCCUCCGCUUUGGAACUUGAUCGUUCGUCUCCAAUCAAAGCACUCGGCUUAUUUUGGAAGCUUACCUCCGAUGAGCUUCUGUUCAAAGUUCCUGAAUGGCCAGACGUCCCUUCGACCAAGCGAAAUAUCCUGUCGCAUAUCUGCAGCUUGUUCGAUCCGCUUGGGUUAGUUGGUCCGGUGAUUGUUCGUGCGAAAAUGCUGAUCCAGCUCCUUUGGGAAAUGCAGUUAGGCUUGGAAGAUCCGGUUCCCACAAGUAUUUCCGACCAGUGGAUGGAGAUAUCAUCGCAGCUCCCAAUUUUGUCGCAGCUUUCGAUUCCUCGCUUCGUGUUGACGGAAAAGUUAGCCACUUUAAGGCUUCAUGGGUUUGCUGAUGCUUCGCUGCAUGCAUACAGUGCCUGCAUCUACUUUCGUUCGAUAUCCGCAUCGGGUGCAGUCACUUUCCGCCUGAUGACAGCAAAAUCCAGGGUUGCCCCAACUGAGAACUGA